AUGACUACACAAACACGUAAAAUAUGGCUAGUAGAAAAAGCCGGAAGUUUUAAUAAUUUCAAACAAGAACAUGAAGAAUUACCACCGCCUCCUCCUAAACAUGUUCGCAUUAAAGUUAAAUUUGUAGGUCUUAAUUAUGCUGACAUUUUUUUAGUACUUGGUCUUUACUCUGCUGUUCCUGAGGGAAAAUUGAUCCCGGGCCUCGAAUAUUCAGGAAUAGUUGAAAGUAUAGGUGAUGGUAUUAGUGAAGACUGGUUAGGAAAACGCGUUUAUGGAGUUUCAAGGUUUUGUAGUUAUGCAACUUAUAUUAAUGUUCCAGUAACUUAUGUUAAGAAAACACCCGAUAAUUGGACUGAUCAACAGGCUUGUGCCUAUCCAGUCCAAACGUUAACUGUUUAUUAUGCACUUGAAGAACUUGGACGACUUAAACCAAAUCAAAAUGUUUUAGUACACUCUGCUGCAGGAGGAUGUGGUUUAGCAGCACUUUCCAUUCUUAGCAAGAAAUCGGCAAAAGUUGUUGGUACUGUCGGUACAUCAUCAAAACUAGAUUUAUUGAAUCAAAAAUACGGUGAAAAUCCCAAAUUUACAUUUAUUCUUCGAGAGCCUGCUAAAGAUUUUGAAGAUCGAGCAAAACAAGCUUUGUUAAAGAUAGAUCAAGGAGGAUUAUUUGACAUAGUAUUAGAUAGUGUAAUGGGUGAUUGGUUUUGGCCAAAUUAUAAUUUAUUAAAGAAAGAAGGCAAACUAGUUGUAUAUGGGUCUGCAAGUUUUACACCGACUGGAAAUUUACAUCCUAUAUCGGAUAUAAUUCAUUGGAUAAAAUUGGGUUGGAAAUACAUUUGGAGACCAAAAAUUGAUCCUAUGCAACUUAUGCAAGACAACAAGACUGUCACCGGUUUCAAUUUAAUCCAUCUAUAUGAAUCUGAAGAACGGAUGAAUAAGUUGUUUGAACAACUUCGAACUUUAGAAUUAGACCCACCAUCAAAAAUUAAUGAAUUUGAAUUCGAUCAAGCUGUAGAAGCAUUGACAUAUUUCAAAUCAGGAAAAAGUGUUGGUAAAAUUGUUCUCAGGGUACAGCAUUAA
Dentiscutata erythropus is the source of this 1080-nucleotide messenger RNA. The record is from the annotation of a GenBank genome assembly. Lineage: Eukaryota; Fungi; Glomeromycota; Glomeromycetes; Diversisporales; Gigasporaceae.